Epinephelus moara (kelp grouper) is the source of this 1250-nucleotide messenger RNA. RefSeq lists its product as uncharacterized. The transcript has 4 exons. Lineage: Eukaryota; Metazoa; Chordata; Actinopteri; Perciformes; Serranidae. The coding region runs from base 145 to 558 and encodes 137 amino acids. The record is from RefSeq and is a predicted model, not a curated record.
GCUCUCUUCCUCCCUCACUCCCUGAGCUGCUACGCGGACUCCGUCAUCAAAACACACAGUGAGGCGUGCUGGCUUGCUCACACUCUGUAGCUUGUGGACACACACACAUUCACACAUAGUCUCACACUGGAGCCAGCAUUCAAGAUGCAGCAGCAAGAGAGCAUGUCUUCUGAUUCCCUGUCAGAUGUGCGGUGUCCGUCCAGACACUGGUUGUCGCGUGGUCACUCCUAUGAAGAGCAAACUGUGUGGAACCCGAAGUACUGCGUGGUUGGUGACUGUCAGAUGCUGCUUCUGAAUGAGGAGGAGGUGAUCCGUUCCUUGUUUUUGCAGGAGAGGCGCUCUGCGUCAUGCAAGGUCCAUCUUCUGCGACGCACCAUCAGCGUUCCAGUGGAAACACAGUUUCCAGAAUACCACAGCCAGCUGUCCACUGAGAGCGGUAAGACGUUUUUACUUUUUCCUGUGAUUAUUACCUGUGUACGGCUAGUUCUGUUCACAUCUUCUAUCUCUCAGGUUUCUUUCUGGUCUCAUGGCCGACAUAUUCUUUGCUCCAAUCUCUAAAGGAUCUGUUGUGUUUGAGUAACACAGAAUCAUUUAGCCAUAUUGGCUGCAAUACAACAUAACAUAAGGCCUUUUUGAUGAGUCAUCUGCAAAGUCCUGCACUGGGUCGGGUUGCUGCGGAUACUAAUGUCCAUAUUCCAGUACUCGCAUUAAAUCAUUAUCAAGCACUCACAAAAAAAAAGAAAACAAGACACAAAACACAAGAAUAGAAAUGUAUAUUGGCCAACAACAAAAAAUAGGUGCAAUCUGAAGUUCAUUUAUUGAAUAACCAGGCUUCAGUUGGCAAACUUUCUGUUACUGCUGUUACACGGGUUAGACACAGCAGUGAAGGACUGUUUCCAGUGCCCAGAGCUGCUUUCUUUCCAAUUAGUUCAACGAUAACCAGAAAAAGGUUAGCGUGUAAAAGAGCAAAAGAGGCGUGACGGGCAUGAUGUUUAACACAACAGCAUCAGCCUCUAGUGUGAUAUGUAACAUAUGUGCCUGGACAACUAGUCAAAUUUUAAUCAAGAUCACGAUUUUGGCUUCCCUCAAUUAAAUGAACAUGAUCAACUGUGAUAUUAUCCGUCAUCGACCAUAAUCAUCUGUGGUUUGGACAUAGGAGAGAACAAGUCAUCUGCAAAGAGUGCAUGAGACGUUUCUGUCCUGCAACUAACUUGUUAAACCACCUAAAAAAGAUUAUAAUCUGCAGGACA